Condylura cristata (star-nosed mole) is the source of this 4260-nucleotide messenger RNA. It is a transcript of the gene MAP3K3, whose product is annotated as mitogen-activated protein kinase kinase kinase 3. The coding region runs from base 22 to 1962 and encodes 646 amino acids. The transcript has 16 exons. NCBI's taxonomy places the organism in Eukaryota, Metazoa, Chordata, Mammalia, Eulipotyphla, Talpidae. Gene Ontology annotation, biological process: protein phosphorylation. The record is from RefSeq and is a predicted model, not a curated record. Gene Ontology annotation, molecular function: ATP binding; protein kinase activity; protein binding.
CAGGAGGCAUUGAACUCGAUCAUGAAGGAUCUGGUGGCCCUCCAGAUGAGCCGACGACCCCGAGUAUCUGGGUAUGAGACCAUGAAGAACAAAGACACUGGUCACCCAAAUAGGCAGAAAAAACACAACAGCAGCAGCCCAGCCCUUCUGAACAACCCCACAGUAACAAGCUCAUGUGCAAGGGCCAGUGAGAAAAAGAAAUAUUUGAGUGACGUAAGAAUCAAGUUUGAACACAGCGGGGAGAGACGAAUUAUAGCAUUCAGCCGGCCUGUGAGGUAUGAAGAUGUGGAGCACAAGGUGACAGCAGUAUUUGGGCAGCCUCUUGACCUACAUUACAUGAACAAUGAGCUCUCCAUCCUGCUGAAAAACCAAGAUGAUCUUGAUAAAGCAAUUGAUAUUUUGGAUAGAAGCUCAACCAUGAAAAGCCUUAGGAUAUUGCUGCUAUCCCAAGACAGAAAUCAUACAAGUUCCUCACCCCACUCAGGGGUGUCCAGGCAGGUGCGGAUCAAAGCUUCCCAGUCUGCAGGAGACUUAAAUACCAUCUACCAGCCCACCGAACCCAGAAGCAGGCAUCUCUCUGUCAGCUCCCAGAACCCUGGUCGAAGCUCACCUCCCCCUGGCUAUGUACCUGAGCGACAGCAGCGAAUUGCCCGACAAGGAUCCUAUACCAGCAUCAACAGUGAGGGGGAGUUCAUUCCAGAGACCAGCGAGCAGUGCAUGCUGGAUCCUCUGAGCAGUGCUGAGAAUUCCUUGUCUGGAAGCUGCCAAUCCUUGGACAGGUCAGCAGACAGCCCAUCCUUGCGGAAAUCUCGAAUGUCCCGAGCCCAGAGCUUCCCAGACAACAGACAAGAGUUCUCAGAUCGGGAAACUCAGCUCUGUGACAAAGGGGUCAAAGGUGGAACCUACCCCCGGCGCUACCAUGUGUCUGUGCACCACAAGGACUACAACGACGGUAGAAGAACAUUUCCCCGAAUUCGCCGCCAUCAAGGCAACCUGUUCACCCUGGUGCCCUCCAGCCGCUCCUUGAGCACAAAUGGCGAGAACAUGGGUCUGGCCGUGCAAUACUUGGACCCGCGAGGGCGCCUGCGCAGCGCUGACAGCGAGAACACCCUAUCUGUGCAGGAGAGGAAUGUGCCAACCAAGUCUCCUAGUGCCCCCAUCAACUGGCGCCGCGGGAAGCUCUUAGGCCAGGGUGCCUUCGGCAGGGUCUAUUUGUGCUAUGAUGUGGACACAGGACGAGAACUCGCUUCCAAGCAGGUCCAGUUUGACCCAGACAGUCCUGAGACGAGCAAGGAGGUGAGUGCUCUGGAAUGCGAGAUCCAGCUGCUGAAGAACUUGCAGCACGAGCGCAUUGUGCAGUACUAUGGCUGCCUGCGGGACCGGGCCGAGAAGACACUGACCAUCUUCAUGGAGUACAUGCCAGGGGGCUCAGUGAAAGAUCAGCUGAAGGCCUACGGAGCACUGACAGAGAGUGUGACCCGAAAAUACACCCGGCAGAUCCUAGAGGGCAUGUCCUACCUGCACAGCAACAUGAUUGUUCACCGGGACAUCAAGGGAGCCAACAUCCUGCGAGACUCUGCUGGGAAUGUGAAGCUGGGGGACUUUGGGGCCAGCAAGCGCCUGCAGACCAUCUGCAUGUCAGGCACAGGUAUGCGCUCGGUCACCGGCACGCCCUACUGGAUGAGCCCCGAGGUCAUCAGCGGCGAAGGCUAUGGAAGGAAGGCAGAUGUGUGGAGUCUGGGCUGUACUGUGGUGGAGAUGCUGACGGAAAAACCACCUUGGGCAGAGUAUGAAGCCAUGGCCGCCAUUUUCAAGAUUGCGACCCAGCCUACCAACCCUCAGCUGCCCUCCCACAUCUCUGAGCAUGGCCGGGACUUCCUGAGGCGCAUCUUUGUGGAGGCCCGCCAGAGGCCGUCAGCUGAGGAGCUGCUCACACACCACUUUGCACAGCUCGUGUACUGAGCUCUCAAGGCCGCUCUGCUGCCGGCUGCCUGCCUCGUGGGCAAGGGGCUGCCGUGGGGCCCAGCAAAAUUGCUGCUUCACCCACGCAAGGCUGUGGACCACAUUGCUGCAGUCCAGCCAGCGUUGGCCUGUGCCCUGUCCACUGCUGGGGCUCAGAGCCAGGGUGGGGGCUGCAGCCUCCAGGACUGGGAGCCCCCAGCCUGCCAGACACAGGAGCCUCCAGUGUCCUAAGUGUCCUAAGCUCAGCAUGGAGGGAAAGGGGCUGGACAGAAUGUGAGGAGCCCUGGUCCACCCCAGCGGGGCUGUAUCAGCAGAACCACCAAGGGUCUGAGUAGUGUUACUUUCAUUCAGAGUGUUACUUUGUUCUUCCCAUGUCUGGAGACCACCAGGGCAUCUCUGAGCUGGAUGAGCCCACCCAAGCCUGAGGUCAAACCCAGCAUCGCAACCAAUGGAAGGCAGAGGCCUGGGCUGUGGUCUUCCUGAAGCCCCCAGGUCAGCUUUGCCAGUCCCUUGACCUUUACCAAAGAUGAAUGAAGCAAAUGUAUGCUGCCUUAUUUAGGGACGGAGAGCCUGUCCUGCCUGCCCUUGUGACCCUGCUCCCAUGCAGGGCCUGAGAUGUGGAGCUGCCCCCACUAAGGGGGAGACCAAGUUUUGUCAAUGCAAUUGUCUGUUUUACAAGUUGGAGUCACUCUUACGCUGUACCCAGUGUCUAAACUGGAGACCGGUGUGCCCUCUGGGCUCUGAGCUCCCUGCUGUCCGCUUGGGCCUUGGGCUGGAUUGGGAAGAGCUGAAAGCUCACCUCUGCUUCUGGUGAGCGCCCAUCCUCCCACAGGAGCAGAAAGGAAAAUGGACAGCAUGGUGAAGGCGCUGACCUGGCUGGCCACCCUGACAGGGCUGUUCAAGGGGGGCGCAGGGUAUUGCAUCAGGCCUUCUGAUUGGUGGCCUGCUAGGCCCGAGCCCUCCCCACCGGUGAAAGGAGGGCCCAUAGGACCACCAACUCUGUCCAGAGCUGCCAGCUGUUCCUCCUUGGCCAGCCUUGCCCAUUCCCAUGAGAUCUCAGCCUCUUUCCCUUCUUGCUCCUCCCCUGGAGGAGAGACAGCAUGGGGGGCAGGGAGCCAGGAUCUCCAAGCAGCUUAGAGUUGGCCUUAUUUACCUCAGCCUGGGCGCUGGUCCUUUCUUCCGGCCCCUCCCCUCCAAAAUGUGCCUAUUGCUAGAGCUCCUCCCUCUCAACACCCAGUUUCCUUGGGAGUUGUCAUUAAAGGAAAAAAAAAAAAAAAGCCAGUGCCCAGGGAUGGGCGUCUCCAGGGAGCUGGGGACCAGCCUUCUCCCAGGGCCACCAGAACAAGCCAAAGCCUUCGGUGUAUGUUGAUGCACUUUUAUGAAUGUAGUUUCUAUCGCUGUUUUUAGCCUUUUCACAUCAUGUAAUGUGAGGCCUUGUACUUGUUAAUUUAUAUCUCAGAUCAUAUUUGAUGGUUUUUAUAUAUAUAUCAAUCUAGACUGUUACAGGUGAUGGACGCCUCAAGAGAGAAGAGGAAAUCAAAGCAGCUGGCUUUGUAGGAAUGUGUAUUGCACGGUGCCGGUCGGGCUUGGGCCCUGCUCCCACCUCCCCCAGGGGCCUCUGAGGACAGAGAGCCUGCACUUCUGCCUCCACCUUGGCCUUGCCCAGGGUGGGGAUGGCCACUCAUCUCAACCAAAGCUGAGGGUGCCAGCUCUGGCCUCUCCACAACCUCCCACCCCCAGUGCCCGGCCCUCUUCUUGGGCCCACACCUGCCCCCAGUCCCCACGUGGUGCCAGGGCUGACAAGACCAGACGACUCUGUGUCCCAGGUUCAGGCUCCCAGAGCCCUGCCCCGGGGUCUUACCUCACAGGGAAUGUUUUUAACAUGAAUUUGCCAAUUAAGUCAACAAACCCCUGCACUCCAAAAACAACAAAAGAUCCUGAUUUUUUUGUGCCAAAAACUGUGGACAUGCUGGCUCAGCACCCUCAGGACCAAGUGUUGUUAAUUUAUUGUUUCUUUUUUGUUAAAUAAUCCAGAUGAAAAGUUGCGGUCCCGGAUGGCCUGGGCCCAGGGGUUCUUGCGAGCAGCCGCCUAGCAGCCCCGGGCUUGCUGUGCGCAGGGCUGUGCCGCGCCGUCUGUCCCUCCUGCCCCCCCACCCGCUCCCCCGCUCUGUGUCUGUCUGAAUUGUGGAUAGUGCAGGAGACCCUGCAGCCAGUUAUUUGACUAUAUCUUGACUGAGGGCUUGCAGUGCAAAGCCAGGCCAGUGUCGCGCAUUACUUACAAUAAAAGGGAACAUUUAU